Molecule: messenger RNA, 615 nt
Organism: Dibothriocephalus latus
Lineage: Eukaryota; Metazoa; Platyhelminthes; Cestoda; Diphyllobothriidea; Diphyllobothriidae
Source: the annotation of a GenBank genome assembly
AUGCUUCACACCACGGCCCUCGUCUUCUUCAUCGGAAUAAUGUUUCGUGCCAUAUCGCUGACUGUGCAGAUGCUGGGCUGGUGGCUGCUAGUCAUUUCGGAUGAAAAGCCUCCUGCUCUGGACAUGCUCGGUGCAGUUUUCUCGCUAGCAGCAAAUUUCAUCUUCAUCUGCAAUGCACUGAGCAUAGCUUUUGGCUAUACGAUCGUCUGCGGACAUUUCAACUUUGAGGUGUGCAACCUCUACGGUGGAUUCCUGCUGGUAUACAUUGUCGGCAGCGGAGCCCUCGGUGUACUCGACAGCUGGACGACCGAUGCGGACCGAUUUUUCGUCUAUGAAGCUGGUGCCGGCCUGGGCUUCUUCUUUUUGCGUCUUUUUGGCUGGUCGGUCACCUUAGCCGCCUGCCUAUUUACAGUCUUCCAUCACAGACGGAAGAUACGAUUCUACUCUGUUUUUAUGCCAACCAUUUCUGUGUGGUACCUGGCUCUACCCCUGACCGUCUUACUAGUCAAGGGCUGUAUCGUCGACUAUGAUCGAGCAAGGAUCGUCUAUGCUGUUGAAUUAUUUCUCGAUCUCUUCGCCAGUGUCGCAAUUCUGGUAAGUACAAACCGCAGUUGA